Pedinophyceae sp. YPF-701 is the source of this 1431-nucleotide messenger RNA. The record is from the annotation of a GenBank genome assembly. Lineage: Eukaryota; Viridiplantae; Chlorophyta; Pedinophyceae.
AUGUGCCGGCGGGCGAAGCCUUACACGCUGGAGCCCGCGCAGGGAGCGCGGCGCGUGGCGCGGCGGGCGUACGAGCAGGUCGAGGCCGUCGGUAUGCUGGCGGUCGUGGACUUCUCCUUCCUGACGCCGCAGCUCGGUACCAUCAUCUCGGCCCUCGUGGGCGCGUCGGCCAUCGGGCUUCAGGUCGCGGGGAACUUCCGGCAGGCGCGCGAGAACUCCCGGCUGCAGUUCCAGCUCGAGCAAGACAAGGCGGCCCUCUGGCGCGACGAGGAGGCCAUCAAGACCGUUGCGAUGUACCGCGGGCCGCUCCUCGAGGCUGCGUGCGAGCUCGAGCAUCGGUUGUGGCACCUGCUCACGCUGCCCGGGGAGUGGCGCGACAGGCAGGGCAAGAUCGACGAGACCGAGCUGAUGUUCACGACGUACACCUUCUGCCAGUUCCUGGGCUACAUGGAGGCCCUGCGUCGCGAAGGCCCCCGCGAACGCUCCCUCCUCGAUCCCAUGCGGGGCUCCAACUCGCUCUCGAUCAUGCGCGAGGCCUUCCUCUUCGUGUUCUCGGCCGCCCCCGCGACGCUCGCGCAGUACCUCGACAGCAAGGGCCGCGGCGGCGGCAAGCGCGAGCACCCCGGGCUCCGGUGGAGGCCGAGCCGGGAGGUCGACCGCAGCAUCGACCACAACGGCGGCGGCGUGCCGCUGCGCACGGCCCGCGGCGCCUUCCGCGCGAUCGGCUCGCUCAUGCUCGGCUCCGAGAACGGCCAGGACCGCAUCUACACCAUCGCGUUCACCGACUUCUACCGCCAGGCCACCACCGAGGGCUCCGAAAUGAAGAUGUUCGUCGACCCGCUCAUCCGCGACAUCCGCGAGCUCGCCGAGGGCCCGCUGUGGCGCCGCGAGGGCCCGGUCCCCGUCGCACGCUGGACGCGCGCGCUGCUGUUGCAGCAGCUGCUCGUCGAGGCCUUUGACAUCCUCGACCCGGGGUACGCGAGGAUCCCGUCGAGCGCGCGCGUGGUGCUGUCGCCGACGGAGUGGAAGAAGCUGGCGCCGCUGGUGGUCGGGCCGAUCGCGAACACGAUCGCGGCGCGGCAGGCCGCGGACCGUGAGCGGCGGCGCGCGGGCAAGGGCAAGGGCAAGGCCGGGGAGGCCAAGGGCGCGGCGGACGGCGCGGUGAUCAGCUCGCGGCACGCGAGCAUGGACCGCGAGGUGUACGCGAGCGGCGAGUGGGCCAACAUGGAGAACCCCGAGAUGGGGGGGGACGUUCUGCUGCCCGGCGCGGGCGUGGGGAAGAAGAAGCAGGAAGAGUCGUGGAACGCAAAGGCGGCGGACGUGAUGGUCGGGGCCGGGAGCGCGCUGCUGGUCGAGGAGGCCGCGCGCGCGCUGUGGAAGGCGGCGCGCGCGAGCGACAACGGCAGGGAGGACCGGGAUCGCCGGCCGUAG